Molecule: messenger RNA, 198 nt
Organism: Sparassis crispa
Lineage: Eukaryota; Fungi; Basidiomycota; Agaricomycetes; Polyporales; Sparassidaceae
Exons: 1
Coding region: 1-198 (65 amino acids)
Source: RefSeq, a predicted model, not a curated record
AUGGCUCCGGAUAUAGGAGUUUUAGAGGUGGCACCAGCGGGGAUUGGCACGGCCUGCAUGACCGUCCGGGACGGAAAUCGCAUCCAGAGGGAUAUGGCGGAUUGCCUGGGUGGAUCCACGCUGGCCGAAGCCGACGAGAUAAAGGACUCAGUCGCGUACAUGUUCGAGUAUAUGGGGCAUUGGGAGGACGAAGAGUAA